AUGUGCCCAUUUACUACAUUUUGCCCAUUUUUCACCCUUAUCUUCGGAAAAUCGACCCGUACGAAAUCAACAUUCAGCAUCGCUUUCACGUUGCCUUCGUCUGAAGAUGAAUCAUCCAACUUAAGGCUUCCGCUGCAUUCUGAACUUGAACUGGAGGGGGAAGGUAUCUAUCCGCAUCUGCAUAUUGAUACAAUAAACAUUACACAUCGAUGACUCAAUCCCAAUUUGUUUUGAAUUUUCGCCAUCACAAUGAAGAUUGGCUCAGAAUAUUUAAUGGUUCUCGUGAACCAGAAAAGAAACAGUUGUGCAGUG
This is a messenger RNA of Acanthoscelides obtectus, 312 nucleotides long. Lineage: Eukaryota; Metazoa; Arthropoda; Insecta; Coleoptera; Chrysomelidae. The record is from the annotation of a GenBank genome assembly.